This is a messenger RNA of Euleptes europaea (tarantolino), 1264 nucleotides long. RefSeq names its product ephrin A5 (gene EFNA5). The transcript is spliced from 5 exons. Gene Ontology annotation, molecular function: ephrin receptor binding. NCBI's taxonomy places the organism in Eukaryota, Metazoa, Chordata, Lepidosauria, Squamata, Sphaerodactylidae. The record is from RefSeq and is a predicted model, not a curated record. Gene Ontology annotation, cellular component: plasma membrane; external side of plasma membrane. Gene Ontology annotation, biological process: ephrin receptor signaling pathway; axon guidance; regulation of actin cytoskeleton organization. Bases 24 to 710 code for a protein of 228 amino acids.
CUGCGCCUCGCCGGCCCGGAGCGAUGUUGCACGUGGAGAUGUUGACGCUGCUCUUUCUGGCGCUCUGGCUGUGCGGCCUCUGCCAGGAUCCCGGCUCCAAGGCGGUCGCCGAUCGCUACGCCGUCUACUGGAACAGCACCAACCCCAGAUUCCAGCGGGGUGACUACCACAUCGAUGUCUGCAUAAAUGACUAUUUGGAUGUAUUCUGCCCUCAUUACGAGGAUUCAGUGCCAGAAGAUAAGACUGAGCGCUACAUACUUUACAUGGUGAACUUUGAUGGCUACAGUUCCUGUGAUCAUACCUCCAAAGGAUUCAAGAGGUGGGAGUGCAAUCGGCCUCACUCUCCAAAUGGACCAUUAAAGUUCUCAGAAAAAUUCCAGCUCUUCACUCCCUUCUCAUUAGGAUUUGAAUUCAGGCCAGGCCGGGAAUAUUUCUACAUCUCAUCUGCAAUACCUGAUAAUGGGAGAAGGUCCUGUCUAAAGCUUAAAGUCUUUGUACGACCUGCAAACAACUGUAUGAAAACUAUAGGUGUUCAUGAUCGUGUUUUCGAUGUUAACGACAAAGUAGAAAAUUCAUUAGAACCAGCAGAUGAUACUGUACAUGAGUCGGCUGAGCCAUCCCGUGGUGAGAAUGCAGCACAGACACCAAGGAUAUCCAGUUGGCUUUUGGCAACCCUGCUGUUUCUUCUGGCAAUGCUUUUGACGUUAUAGCACAUAUUCUAGUAACCUGUCACAGACAACAUCAGGGUCUUGGAACAUCAAAGAUCCCCUUAACUGUUCAUCCCAAGAAAGGGACUUUAUAUAGGUUUUGCAGAUGUUCAUUUGUUUCCUUCUCCCCAGCCCCACCACUUCCCUCUCUGCAACCUGAACUAUGAACAAUACUUGAAGAGGAAUAAUUAGUCCUCUUCCCACUACCAAACUUUCCCAUGGCUUUCCCUGAUCCCUUCUGAAAUAAAAAGGACUCCAAAUGAAAAUGCCAAAUUUCAGUAUUGACACUAGUGAUUCUUACUUUCCUCUGCAGUCUCUCUUAAGAUACCACCUCUGUUAGCUCGCUAUAUCAUCUGUAUAUGGACAAGGAAGAAUAGUGGCAGAUGCAGUCAGUUGGAGGAUAAGGAAGUUGUGUGGAAAAACCAAGAGGAGUUUUGACUCUCCGAUACAAUAUUUAUGGCUCCUUAUUCAGCACUGUAAAGAUCAUCGUACAAGGCACUGUGUCAUCAUGUCAGGACUGGAGGGGAAAUAUUGAGAAUAGAUAGAGUAUAACACCA